Molecule: messenger RNA, 1440 nt
Organism: Nakaseomyces glabratus
Lineage: Eukaryota; Fungi; Ascomycota; Saccharomycetes; Saccharomycetales; Saccharomycetaceae
Gene: SEC61
Product: translocon subunit SEC61
Biological process (GO): SRP-dependent cotranslational protein targeting to membrane, translocation; post-translational protein targeting to membrane, translocation
Cellular component (GO): Sec61 translocon complex; membrane
Molecular function (GO): transmembrane protein transporter activity; signal sequence receptor activity; ribosome binding
Source: RefSeq, a predicted model, not a curated record
AUGUCUGACCGUAUAUUGAGUUUGUUCAAGCCAUUUGAAGCUUUUCUACCAGAAGUUAUUUCUCCAGAGAGAAAAGUUCCUUACAACCAGAAAUUGAUAUGGACAGGUGUGUCUUUGUUGAUCUUCUUGGUCUUGGGUCAAAUUCCACUAUAUGGUAUUGUCUCCGCUGAGACUUCUGACCCACUGUACUGGUUAAGAGCCAUGUUGGCUUCAAACAGAGGUACUCUAAUGGAAUUGGGUGUUUCACCUAUCAUUACUUCUUCCAUGAUCUUCCAAUUCUUGCAAGGUACUCAAUUAUUGCAAGUUUCCCUAGACAGUAAGGAGGACCGUGAACUGUACCAAAUUGCUCAGAAAGUUUGUGCCAUCAUCUUGACUUUCGGACAGGCUUUGGUCGUCGUUAUGACUGGUAACUACGGUUCUCCAUCUGACUUGGGUAUUGCCAUUUCCCUUUUGUUGAUCUUUCAAUUGAUGUUUGCCUCCUUCAUUGUCCUAUUACUGGAUGAAUUGUUGACUAAGGGUUACGGUUUAGGCUCCGGUAUUUCCUUGUUCACUGCUACUAACAUCGCUGAAAACAUCUUCUGGAAGGCCUUUGCUCCAACCACUGUUAACUCUGGUCGUGGUAAGGAGUUCGAAGGUGCUGUCAUCGCGUUCUUCCACCUGUUGGCUGUUAGAAAAGAUAAGAAGAGAGCACUUGUUGAAGCCUUCUACAGAGAAAACUUACCAAACAUGUUCCAAGUCAUUGCUACUGUUUUUGUCUUCUUAUUUGUUCUAUACUUGCAAGGUUUCCGUUACGAGUUGCCAGUUAAGUCUACCAAGGUUAGAGGUCAAAUGGCUAUCUACCCAAUCAAGUUAUUUUACACUUCCAACACUCCAAUUAUGUUGCAAAGUGCCCUUUCUUCUAACAUCUUCUUAAUUUCCCAAAUUUUGUUCCAAAAGUACCCAUCCAACCCAGUUAUCCGUUUGUUCGGUGUUUGGGGUAUUAGACCAGGUACUAACGGUCCUCAAGUCCCAUUGUCUGGUAUUUCUUACUACUUACAACCAAUUGGUUCUUUGAAGAUGGCCCUAUUGGACCCAAUCAAGACCGUUAUCUACACUGCAUUUGUUCUUGGUACUUGUGCUUUGUUCUCCAAGACCUGGAUUGAAAUCUCUGGUACUAGUGCCAAGGAUGUUGCUAAGCAAUUCAAGGAACAAGGUAUGGUCAUUAAUGGUAAGAGGGAAACAUCUGUCUACAAGGAAUUGAAGAAGAUCAUUCCAACUGCUGCUGCUUUUGGUGGUGCUACCAUUGGUGCUUUAUCUGUUGGUUCUGAUCUUCUAGGUGCCUUGGGUUCUGGUGCUUCCAUCUUAUUGGCUACCACUACCAUUUACGGUUACUACGAAGUUGCUGCCAAAGAAGGUGGCUUCACUAAAAACUUAGUGAACGGUUUCUCUGAGAUGAUGUAA